Verticillium dahliae VdLs.17 is the source of this 561-nucleotide messenger RNA. RefSeq lists its product as uncharacterized. Bases 1 to 561 code for a protein of 186 amino acids. NCBI's taxonomy places the organism in Eukaryota, Fungi, Ascomycota, Sordariomycetes, Glomerellales, Plectosphaerellaceae. The transcript has 5 exons. The record is from RefSeq and is a predicted model, not a curated record.
AUGUCACAGCCUGCAUUGGGACUGCAAGUGCUUCAACCAACUUCAGACGGCAGCCCUCUGGUGAUCAAGAAAGAGGAUGAGGUCAACGUCGAUAUCGUCCUUGUCCAUGGACUGAAUGGCGGCUCUCACGCCACGUGGACCAAGAAUGGCUUUUUCUGGCCAAGGGAGCUUAUGCAUCAGCUACCUGGCGCUAGAAUUAUGACUUACGGCUUCAACACGGGUUUCAAACGACAGGGCUUGUUUGCCAAGGACCACAUUCGUGCGUUCGAUAUUGCGGAAGAUCUUAUAAACCAGCUCUGCCACAUACGGCGGGGUCAAGAUACCCGCCCUCUGAUCAUGGUUGCCCACAGCCUUGGGGGGCUCAUCGUCAAGCAGGCACUAGUCGAGGCUCGCAGAUCAUCACAAGCUUCCAUCAGGACGGUAUUUGAUGCUGUUAUUGCGAUCAUUUUCUUCAACACGAAGAAGAUCCUUGUUGUCAACUUUCACGAAACAAAGGCCCGCUAUGGGCGACUGAUUGUUGAUGGCUUGACUGACCACAGCUGGGGACUCCGAUUGAAAUAG